AUGGCCCCUGCUGGCCGGCAACUUCGGAAGAAGAAGGACAUCCACUACAGAAUACCUCCGCCUCCGCGACUACCAUCUGAUCCGAAAAAGAGCGCCAAACCAGUCUCUUCCAAGGAGGAUCAGUCGGCAGCUGGCGCUGCUGAUAUGGCAGUCAGUGAUGAUAGCAUCUUUGCAGAUUCUCAAAUCUCGCAGGAGUCAGACGUCGAUUUCACUUUUCCUGUGCCCACUUUCCCAUUCAAGCGAGCCAGAUCUGCAACCGUGGUGGGUGAUGAUAUGGUAGUCCCGUCUUCUUCCCCAAAGCGGCACAGGAUUCGUGACCCUUCGCAACUUCCAACACCAACGACAAGCUCGUCACUUCAGCAAAAGGGCAAGGCUCGUUCAACCCUUUCUCCAGCAACCGAAGCAGCAUUCCAACAGAUGCCGCAGGAGAUCGAGAAGGCUAUCACGUCCUUAAAAUCGAUUAAGAACAUUGUGGAAGGUCUUCUAGAGUUCAAGGCGAUCCUGGACUUAGAAGCAGCAAGAGUUUUACCGGACGUUAGAAGACGUCAAGCAACAGGAUCACAGUGGACAAUAGAUUAA
Molecule: messenger RNA, 579 nt
Organism: Endocarpon pusillum Z07020
Lineage: Eukaryota; Fungi; Ascomycota; Eurotiomycetes; Verrucariales; Verrucariaceae
Exons: 3
Coding region: 1-579 (192 amino acids)
Source: RefSeq, a predicted model, not a curated record